GAACCGGCAAAACGUAUACCUGACGCAACCGAGGAGACGACGAGCGCGCGUCGUUCUCGCGAUACGCUGUUGCUAGGCGCUCGUUUUCGAGCAACGAUUCCGCUCCGGGAAUUCACCCCGCUGUCCACCGAAGCCGUCCAUUUGCCUGUGUUUCGCGGAUUCCCAACACCGAGCCAAGGUCACGACACGUUUGCGUAUCGCGUUCCACGAAACUUGCCAAUCUGAAACCCGGUGCUAUCCGCGCUACUUGCCCUUUGCGUCCUGCGCGUCCUGCGCGUCCUGCGCGUCCUGCGCGUCCUUUGGAAGCGUGCUACGAGCCGGUGUUCCCUCUUUGCGUCCUGUGUUCGCUUGCGCGGCUUCUACGUCUUCCUGUGAAGUUCUCCACUUUUAUACGUGACAUCGAUAUGUGAAUUCAAGUGAAGUUUCAAAGAGCGAUAAGGGAAGACGAGGUGGUUCGAGGGAUGAGAUAGGAACCGAUGAAGUCAUUAAGCAACAAUAGAAACCGUCGUUCAACGGAGAUCAAAAUUGAAACCCAUCGAAGCCGUGGAAUAUAGAAUCGCGAGUUCGGUAGAUCCAGUAGCUAGCUCAUUAAUCGAAGAGGAGGACGGGAUAAAAUUUCCAGUGCAUCUCCGGUGUGUUUCCGACGACGAUAUCGAUUCGAAAGUGGCGGUGCAGCAAAUGCACCGGAAAGAGAAGAAACAUCACCGGUAAACGAAGAAGUUGCAUCGAGUGUACCACUGAAUUCCGCCGCUUCGUGCACGACGCUCCAAAUCCUACCGACACCGGAACCGACCGCUUUCCUUCGAAAAUUCGUUCUUUCCUUGCUUCAGAGAACUCUUUCGAUAAAAUCGUGGAUGUCGCUGCUAUAGCGAGACAGCAGUGGAAACAAAAAAAUCGCGUCUUCCGUCCUGAAGAUUUAUUUCACGCCUAUACGUUCUCGAAGUGUUCUAUUCCUCACCGUGCCGAUGAAAACAGUGACUAGUGGUGGGUGAUGAUCAGUGACCCACCGUUUCGAAUGAAGUGGUUUUAGGAUGAUGGUGGAGCGUGUCGAGGACCAUCUCUUCAUGUAUCGACGUCCCGUUUACCGAGUCUUCCAGUACCUCGAAACCACCGACCAUGAGGGGAUGAGCACUGGCGUAGGAGAUGGAGCUGGAGGCGGCGGUGGCGUGCAGGGAAGCGGCGGCGGAAGAAACACGCCGCCCCAUGGAUCGCCCACCCCCAUGGACAAGGCGACUCUAAAAGUCCAUCUGCCUAACGGUGGUUUCAACGUUGUUAAGUUCGGUGAUGCGAUCGAUGUGAGGGGCAUCAUCUCUUUAGUAACUAGUCGAUUAUCAGUUGGAACUAGACACUAUAGAAACCUUUACGCCAUGAGACUGCAUCACCCUGGAUCGGGGGAGAGUUACUGGUUGCAUCAAGACACAACCAUGUAUCAGGUUCAAGAAAAGUACGAGAAAAAACAUCCUCACUGCGAGUGGAGAUACGAACUGAGGGUACGAUACUUGCCACAAAAUCUGAAUGAUCUAUAUGAAAAGGAUAAAGUGACCUUCUACUAUUACUACGAUCAGGUUCGAAACGAUUAUCUUUGCGCAAACCACGCAGCUCUUGAUCAGGAUGUGGCGGUACAACUAUGUUGUCUUGAGAUUCGCUACUUCUUCAAAGACAUGCCACAGGUCGCGCUCGACAAGAAGAGCAAUCUCGAGUACCUAGAGAGAGAGGUCGGUCUACACAAGUUCUUACCGCGGUCCGUGUUGAAUGGAAUGAAACCAAAGGCACUACGCAAGUUAAUACAGCAGCAUUUCAAAAAAGUUGCAGCAUUGUCUGAGCUGGAAUGCAUGUUCAAGUUCUUCGAUCUCUUGCGCGCGCAUUACAGAUUCGAUCAGGAAAGAUUUAUAUGCGCUUUGGGGUCCAGCUGGUCUAUACCUGUAGAACUAGUUAUUGGACCAGAUUUAGGCAUCUCUUACAUGGCUCACAGAGGAGGAACGGUGCCAACGAGAAUGGCAGAGUUCUCUCAAAUACAAUCUAUUCAAACGCUAGUAUCGGACUGUAAAGAACAUGCAAAAGCGUGUAUUAAAUUAAGAGUAGCUGGAGCAGCAGAAACGCUUAGUAUAACUUGCUCGAGUCUAGAUCAAGCGGAAAGUCUUGCGGAUUUAAUCGAUGGGUACUGUAGGCUAAUUACUGGAAGCAAUACCUCGUUAUGGAACAGAAAAGCUGCAUCGUGGAAAAACUAUCCCUGUCCAUGCAAAGAUGCUCAUCCACCGAAGUACAGACAAGAGGGAUCCAAUAGUCCGGAGAAAAACGUAAGCAAAACGGGAACUAUUUUAUCAGAGGACUACGCAGAAAUCGUGGACGAAGAAGGAGACUAUUCAACGCCAGCUACUAGAGAUUAUGAGAUAGUCAGGAAUCAAGUGGAACUAGGUGAAAUCAUUGGAGAGGGCCAAUUUGGCAAUGUACAUAAAGGUUCUUAUAAAGGGCGGGACAAUCAAGUAAUACCUGUAGCAGUUAAAACCUGUAAAGUCGAUGCAGAUCUUGCAACUUCGGAAAAAUUUCUCGAAGAAGCCUAUAUAAUGCAACAAUUCGAACAUCCUCAUAUCAUAAGACUAAUAGGAGUAUGUUCCGAAGCGCCGAUUUGGUUGGUGAUGGAAUUGGCCAAAUUAGGGGAGAUGCGAGCUUAUCUACAAUCGAACAAACACCGUUUGGACCUCGCCACUCUUCUACUUUACACGUUUCAAUUGAGCACUGCCUUAUCGUAUCUUGAGAGCAAGAAAUUUGUACACAGAGAUAUUGCUGCAAGAAAUGUACUAGUCUCUGCACACAAUUCCGUAAAAUUAGCAGACUUUGGUCUUAGUAGAUGGGUGGAAGAUCAAAGUUAUUAUACAGCGAGUAGAUGUAAGUUACCUAUUAAAUGGAUGGCACCGGAGAGUAUUAAUUUUCGAAGAUUUACAACGUCGUCUGACGUUUGGAUGUUUGGUGUAUGCAUGUGGGAAAUUUUAAUGUUAGGUGUAAAACCGUUCCAAGGUGUAAAAAAUAACGAAGUGAUUCGUAAAUUAGAGAACGGAGAAAGACUUGCGUUACCGAAUCAUUGUCCUCCGCGAUUAUAUUCUUUGAUGUCUCAGUGCUGGAGUUAUGAACCCAGUAAACGUCCGACGUUUAAAGAAAUCAGAGAAACGUUACAUGAAAUUUUAUUGGAAGAAAAACAUCAGCAACAGGAAACGAUGAGACGAGAGAACAGAAGAGUGCAAGCUAUGUCUUGGGGUGCAGACGAUGUACCACCACCUAAACCUUCGAGGCAACCGCAAAACACAACAGAUCAAUCUCAGCUAACCGCUGCAGCGCCGGUUUCGACAUAUAUCGUGGCGCAAAGCCCCGAGGUUCUUGCACAACUUCUCAAGGAUAAUCAAACUAGGGGGGUAUGUCCCUCCGUCUACACAACACCCGCUUCGCCUUUCAAUACCUUAGCCGUACAAUUUCAAGACGAAGAGCAAGUCUUAACUACCGCCUUAGUUUCAGAUCUACCCUUUUUCGAUUCAGCCACCUCAGAACCUUCUGCCUCUCACGAUACUCAUUCAGGAGAUUCCACUUUGUCCGACACUAAUUUAGAUUCCCUUGAUUCCUCGGACACUCCUCUCAUGUCGAGCCUUAAUAUUUCAGACGCGACACAAGCUCAGUCACCCGCUGCCAAUAGAAAGCAGCAGAAGGUUAAAGAGAUGCAAAAUUUGUACGCGGUUAGUUCAAAAGUCGUCGGUAGCAUUACUGGAGAUUUGUAUUCUCCCGUACAGAAAUUCAUAACGUCCAGUGCUAUUCCUGCUACAACUAACGUAGCAACUUGUGGCGAAAUAUACGGGCCUGUCGCUAAUUUCACGCAAAGUUCUGCCAUCGUUGGUAAUCUUAGUCAGAGCCCCAGCGUAGGUGGUAAUUUUGGUGAAAAUCCUGGAAACUUUGGGCCUAGUAGUUUAAAUAGUAUCGUAGGAUUAAACAAUCAAAAUCACUCGUCAAAUUUUGGCCAAUUUUCUGCUAAUAACACGAAUCAAACAUUCGGUGUUGCUCAACCGGUAAGCCAAAAUUCUAGUUGUAUACAAAAUCCUGUCACUACCGUCGCGUAUCCUCGUGUAUCGAUCGUUAGUUCGACCAGUGCUGCUGUUCCUGGGUCAAAUACGGAAUGUUUAUACGGACCGGUACUGAAAUUUCGAGCGCAAAACAUUCAGAAUCAAAAUGUCUCUGAUUUGAAACCCAUAAACGUAUCGGUUGGAUCUGCCAUACCAAAUUCGAGAAGCAAUUUAGCACACACUUCGGCUCCAGGACAAAAUCUACAAGCACAGCCGAUGCACGCCCAGAAUUAUCAGCAUCAGCAAAUCUAUUCGAACAUUAGCCAUCCAGGAACGCAACCAAUGUACAUGUCACAGUCGCAGAACGUGCAAAACAUCCAAAAACAAAAUCCCAUUCAUCAACCCGUUUCUUACAUCCCAACACAACAUACGAAUCAGCAAAAUCAAGCGACAGGUGCUAACCCAAUUUACACGGCACAAACGGCUUCAGUUACGGUGGUGCAAGCUCAGAAGAUUCAGGGCCCCGUAUACGUACAACAAAUUCAAGCUGGGAUUGCGAGUCACGUACCGAACGCUCAAGCAAUGAACAUGAAUCAGCAAUUGUCUUUUGAAAUAGCACAAAGUCAUCCCGUUCAAAUGCAUUUCGCCACAUCAGGUGGCUCAGUUCAACCCACUAGCCAGCAACACAUGCAUCCAAGCGCAUCUAACAUUGUAAUGGGGCAACAAUCGACUUCUGUUAUCGCUACGCAGCAUGCUCCGACACAAUGCAACGUAUCAAAUCUGUCAGCAACCAUGGCGAACGCAACACAGUAUUUGCCACAACCAGUGAUGCAGGCGGGAAUCAUAAGAUCAAGCACUCCUCAGAUAGCAACUGGUGUUGCAAAAAUUACUACAUUCGUAAACCAAAAACAAGACGAACAACUGACAAGCUCGACAGAUGGUACACUCUCUGGAUCACUGAUAUCUUCCGCUGUCAGUGAUAGCACAAUGUCAUCGAGCAGCUCGAUGACAGAGGAGGCACAGCAAGAUCAGAGAACCAUACAAUCACAGUUCGAUAACAUUACAGAAAAUUUCAACAGUGGAAUUGACGAUGAACAAAAAUUAUUAGAACAACGACUUUUGGAACAACAACGCCAGUCGGAAGAAGAUAGUCGUUGGUUGGCAAGGGAAGAGAAACGUCUGUCCAUUGCGACAAGUGGAGACGAAAGCGCGAGUCCACCAAUUCCCCGUUCAGUUACGCAAUCACCAAAUCAUGAACAACAUAGUGUUAAUACCGGUUCUAUAGGUUCCGAUAAAAGUACCGAAAAAGUAAUUGUGGUGAAGAAAAUGGAACCAACACCAACUGCUGAUCUAGAUAGAACGAACGAUAAGGUAUAUGAUUGUACCACCAGUGUAGUUCGUGCUGUGAUGUCUUUAUCUCAAGGUGUCCAACAAAGCAAAGCUGACCAAUAUUUGGAAUUAGUACGUAAAGUGGGUAUCGAAUUGAGGGCCUUACUUUUAUCUGUAGAUGUUCUUAUGGACAUAUUACCUACAUCUGCUCAUCGAGAAGUAGAAAUGGCGCAUAAAGUUCUUAGUAAGGAUAUGGCAGAACUUGUAACUGCCAUGAAGCAUGCUCAGAAAUACAGUGCUACUACUUUGGAUGCAGAAUACCGAAAAGGAAUGCUAUCAGCAGCACAUAUUUUGGCAAUGGACGCAAAAAAUCUUUUAGAUGUAAUCGAUUCAAUACGCAUUCGAUAUCCAUACGUAGAAGGCCAAAUUUGCCAAAAGCAAAAUCAUAUUAGUACUUCACAAGAAUCAAUGCCAGAAAGUCGUAUUCGUUCCAGUCAAUCUGGAGAACAUUUCUUAAGGAGAAGUCAGUCGAGUGAACGUCAAGGUACAACAUUCAGACAGAGUCAAAGCGGUGAUCUUCUACAUAGAAUGGGACAAUCCGUUGAUCGUUCGUUGCAGGGUAGCCAAACUGAUGUUAGCAGUAGUUCUAGUUUAGAAAGAAGGCAUCAUAUCGUCACCAACAGUCUCGAACGUAAUUCAACAACAAGGAGACAAAUGACCACAAAUAGCUUAGAAAGAAAAAGACCAUCGUUAUCUUGUAAUAUCAGCCCUAUGAAUAAUUCGGUUAAUCUGCCACCAAUGGUACCAGUUACCUGUAAUUUAGUCCAAACAGUUGGACCUGUCAUUCAUCCAAGUCAAACAGUUACAACAGGUAUUAAUCAACAGUCAGUGUUUGCACCUAAUAAUAAAACGACAAAUGAAAGUGCAACAACUGAUAGCUAACAACGAGGUGCCUUGUAUUAAGGAAAACUUCGAGAGAAUAAUUAUAUGUACAUAGACUACAUCGUACAAGUUACCCAUUUACAUCUCACGCAUAAUUCAGCAGCAGGAGAUUUAGUAUUUAUGCUUUUUAUAGCUCUUUUUAACAUUUAACAAACUUUGUCUAAACGUACUUAUAGAUAGGACAGUAUUCGUUAGAUGUAGUCAUAGAAUUAUUACUAAAAGACGUAAGUCACAGCUAUAAAGAAAUCACUCCAAAGCUUUAGAAUUAUUGUUGAUUUGUUAUUAUAUGACAACCACGUAUAUAGGGUGACGCAAAAGGCACCCUCGAAUUUAAAGUUCAAGCGUUAUAAGUGUACGUAACUUUUAUCGAUACAAAACCAAUAUUUACAUGAGGAGUUAUUUAAAUUUUGUUACAUAUACUUUAACAUUAUAGAAAAUUAACUAUAACAGGCUUGCUAUUACAAUAUCAUGAUGUAUACGAUCCAUCACUUUGGAGAUUGUCUCAUUGCAUCACCCUGUAAGUAGUUGAAUAAUUCUAUAUAUAUUUAUAAAUAUAUAUUUAAGCGAAUAGUUCGAAGUAUUCUGCAAAAAACGAAUUUCUCAUAGGAUACAAUUUUGCGAAGUUGUUUUUAUGAAUUUAUAAUUUAAUAGUAUGUUUCCUGCUAAGAGGAGUGAUUAUAAUUGUAAAAAAAUGGGACUGAAUGUUAUUUCUAUUAGGUAAUUAUUUAGCAAUUCAUACCAAUUUGUGAAAUUUAUAUAAAAUGUUUUAUAAAAAAUGAAUCAUUCUUCAGCGGCAAGUCAGUUCCUAUAAAAUAUUUAUAAAAAUUUCAUCUUUGCAUAAGAAUAGUAUUGAUAACUCGUCAACACAGUGCGCUUGUAAGAACACACACAGUGCAUUUAUGACUCUAUUAAAUAUUCCAUAAAUAUGAAGUAUUCCAUUUUUAUACAUUUAUUACCUUUUAUGUUCCUGGGAAAAUUUAGUUUCAUAUUAAAUUAAUAUUAUUAUCCAUGAUGAUUGACUGAUUUUUAUAUUAUUCAUUAUUUUACAACAACCACAAUUUUUUAAUACUAAUGUGCCAAGGUGUGUUUAUAUAAUAUAAACAAAUUUUGCUAUUAACGCAAUAAAAAUGUACAGUAAUAUUUUAAUGUAUCAUCCCAGGAAUUUGUAAUUCAUGAUUACGACGUUUGACACUGCUAUUGCAUCGAGAGUAUAGGGUACUUUUUUUCUAGAAUUGCAUUAAGUAGGUAUAUGUAAAUAGAUACCCAAAAUUUAUAUCAUUUAACAAUAAUGUUAAUAAUUAAGAGUAAGUAUUAUUUUUAGUGACUUUUAUGUUUCAUGAAUGUUUAACUAUGCAUAUGCAUAUUUUGAACAUUUGUUACAGUUUAGUUACAUAUUUAUCAGAAUUCCACUGAAAAAUAGAUACAUCUUGUGGUGUAUGUUUAUACUGUCUUCGAUAUUAUAAUACUAUAUAAAGUAUACCUUUUGUUCUAUAAUUCCUCUACAUGAUAUGUAAUUAUCGCAAGAAUGUCAUGACGAAUAUCACAAUAUAUAAUGAUAUAAUAAAAUUAUAAGAUUUUUA
Bombus huntii is the source of this 7894-nucleotide messenger RNA. It is a transcript of the gene Fak, whose product is annotated as focal adhesion kinase 1. The transcript is spliced from 24 exons. Gene Ontology annotation, cellular component: focal adhesion; cytoskeleton. The record is from RefSeq and is a predicted model, not a curated record. Lineage: Eukaryota; Metazoa; Arthropoda; Insecta; Hymenoptera; Apidae. Gene Ontology annotation, molecular function: ATP binding; protein tyrosine kinase activity. Gene Ontology annotation, biological process: protein phosphorylation; signal complex assembly. The coding region runs from base 1032 to 6314 and encodes 1760 amino acids.